Sporothrix schenckii 1099-18 is the source of this 228-nucleotide messenger RNA. RefSeq lists its product as uncharacterized. The record is from RefSeq and is a predicted model, not a curated record. The transcript has 2 exons. Bases 1 to 228 code for a protein of 75 amino acids. NCBI's taxonomy places the organism in Eukaryota, Fungi, Ascomycota, Sordariomycetes, Ophiostomatales, Ophiostomataceae.
AUGUGCUCCGUUUCCUUUGAAGACAAGCAAAACACUGCCUCGUUCGUCGCAAGUUACCCGCUGGUGCAAGGUGCACGCAUAACUGACACAGAUCUCGGCGUUUUGUCCACGAAACAACAAGCAGAUCUCGGAGAAAACGAGUCUCGCAGCAUUGCUGGCUGCGGAGUCAGUUACUUUGAGGUGCUGUUGCGAGCCAAUGGGAAGUUUGGUGGGCACAUCCCCGUUUAG